UUGAAUGAAAAACAAGGAAAAUGAAUGAUGAAAAUAUUACCUAUUGUAAAUUCGUUUCAGUCUAAAUGUAUUUUUCAUUAUUUUCUAUUUUUUACCGGUUGGAGUUGUAUGAAUAAUAUGUGAAUAAUGUAAUAAAUGAGUGUUAUAGGGAUCUAUUGCUUUUGUAGGCAUAAAGAUCUAAAUAUGAUUUAAUAUUUUUUUGUAAGAAUAUCAAGAAAAUUGAUUUUCUCUGAAUGAAAAAUAUGGUUGUGGUGUUUUUGCAUAAUGUGGACUUGGAAAUAAACUAAAUAAAAUGGCACGGGACGGUGACUUGCCUACUAUUUUCAACCCAAAGCGAGUGCGCGCUCCUUCUGUGAUAAUAACAAGUGAAGAAGUGGAAAAUGAAAGAGGUGGUGGUGAUGGGGACAGGGAUCGUCCGAAUGGACCGCCGACGCCUUUGAGCCCUCGGGCUCCGCUUACUCCUCAAGCCUCCGUGUGCUCUGCGCCUCCACUGACUACACAGCCGUCACUGCAGCAGGCGUACAGUGAAUCAGCCACCAGCAGUCAGGAUGAAGAGCGUCAGUUGCGUGAUAAGAAAUGCCCUCGAUCUUGUUGCUCAAAAUUCGCCAAGAAGAUAUACUAUGGUAUUUGUGUAAUGUUAACAUUAACUGCCAGCUGGGUGACAUCUACCCACUGCAUUAAGCACAUGUAUCUUGAAGAGUAUCCCCCAACCACCCACGGUAUGGUUUACAGUACUGAGUCAUCCCCUAUGGUCAACAACUUUACUAGACAUCACUCACAUAAUCUCUACAAUGCACCAUUUUUCACAGCAUGGUUCUGCACUAACUGGUUGAUAUUAUUUUACCCCCUGUAUCUGAUAGUAAUGCUCAUACAUAACAAGUGUAAGUCUGCCAAUGAUAUUGUGUUUGAUGCCUUCAGUGAUUUUAAGGAGAAAGGAUUUACUUUUGCACGAUUCAUAAGCCGAUGUGGUCUGUUCUGUCUUCUGUGGACAGUUACAAUCUACAUGUACACUUAUGCACUGAAGAUCUUACUCUCCACUGAUGUGAUGGCACUUUUUGCUACCAAUGUGUCAUGCAUCUAUCUCCUGUCAUGGGUCAUACUACAUGAACAGUUUGUUGGAGUCAGGAUCGUAGCAGCUAUACUAUGCGACACCGGUAUAGCUUUACUGGCGUACAUGGACGGGAUCACAGGCAGCUCUACCCUAGGAGGAGUGGUGUUAGCGGCGUGUGCCGCUGCAGGGUUCGCCAUAUUCAGGGUGUUGUUCAGAAAAGUGAUGGGUGACGUGAACUCUGGUCAGCGCGCCCUGUUCUUCUCUAUUCUGGGCAUUGUGAACGCGUCUCUCCUGUGGCCUCUCUGCCUCGCACUCUACCUCACCGGCUCCGAGAUGUUGCCCUCUCACCGCAUGCCUUGGAUUUAUCUGCUCGUUGCUAGUAUUUCGUUGCUCAUUUUCCACCUGGUGUUUCAGUUUGGCAAUAUCAUCACAUACAAUAUCUUUGUUUCACUCGCUCUUAUUACCGCAGUCCCGGUUUCGGCAGCAUUGGAUGUGGUCCUGUAUGGAGUACAGUUUGAGGGCAUGAAUCUCGCUGGUCUGAUACUAAUCGGGGUCGGCUUCUUCUUGGUCAUGUUUCCGGACAACUGGCCUGAUUACAUCAUGAGGCUUUUGAGAUGGAGCCGCAGUCGCAAACGGGGCAAUAACGGCACGGGCCGCAACCGCGACGCCAUGGACUACCGCACGGGCUACAUACGGUCGCACCUGCGCUCCCCGUCCGGCCGCGUCAGGUGACCGCCCGAGCCGAGCCCCGCCACCUAGCAGCCGCUACUCGUGGUAUCCUGCGCGGCCGGGUACUACGAGCACGCUGUUAGGAAGUCUGUCUAAUGCACCGACAGGGGGCGCCGUUUGCACUCUUUUUGCCAGGAGGUCCGUAUGUCCGUCACGUCUCAUCAACACCUGUUUGUUCGAAUAUUACCAUCAAUAGUUCUCGGUUAGUGAAGAAAGACGCUGUGCCGAAGUGUUUUCUGAAGUGCGGUGACAGUUGUUCCAUCUAGCAUAUUAAUGUUUAGGUACUAGGGACUGUGUCGUGACUUAUGACGGAUAGAUAAUGUACUCUCAGUAAAAAGCCCUUAAAAUGUGUGUUAUUGAUGUCUGCUGAAGGCAACUAAAAGUGAAAUUAUACCGGGUGUAGCAACUAUUUGUAUUUUCAUGAAAACCAUCUCAAAUAUGUUAUCUUUAUUUCACUUCUAUUAAUCUUAGCACAAAAGCUACUACAAACAAUUACCUAAAUCUAUAAUCAAAAGGGUGCUCUUUAACUGAGAGUGACGUACUUAUACGGGCCUAUGUCAGUUAUGAAGGAGUUAAGCAAAUCGAUGGGACAAUCACGAGGAAAAUUUGAACUUUAUUAGAAAUCAUCGAUGCAAUGAGUAAAAUGUAAUCGAAAAUAAUUUAUUUCUCUACAUUCUCUGUAGGAAUAACAAUAAUGUGGUGGUAUUAUGUAGUAGAUAUAUAAAUGUUAUAUUGUGUACCUAUGAUUACUAUGUGCUGUAUACUUUUCAAGAUUACGGAUUCUUCUCGCGAUGUCAAAGCGUCAUAUAUCUCGUUCUGCCAACUGACUUCUUUCCGCUGGCAAAUAGAGCUCAGAUCACGCCCCAAGAUACAAUCGAUCGAUAUUAUCUAAAACAUUUUCGCUUAGACUAGUGGUUACGUAGCUUCGUGUACGUCUCGACACGUUAGAAAAUCAAUUCACGUUCGAAGUUUGCGCGAAUAUAAAAUUCAUGAGUUUUGUUGUUUUUAUGAUGAUAUCUGAUGUCGCGCUCGGCUAGUAUUCAAUCCCAGUAUUGAUUCAGCGUUUGUAGGCUGCCACUGUAGUGACCGUCUACACAACUUGUGGAGCUAGCCUUAGAUUGUAUGACAAAUAAAAUCUGAUAUUUCUUUUAUGGAAACAAAGAUAAAAAUGUAUUUGAUACAUUUAGUAAAGCGCAAACUUCUAGUAUAUUAGUUAAAUUACAUUCCAAUUCAUUUCCUAUUUGAAGAUGUCCAUUUCAAUAUGUACAAGAUGCAAGAACUAUAAUUAUCUAUAUAGAACAUUCUUCCUCAUCUUAGCACUUUGUUUCCUAGUCUACUUCAGUUGUAACUAUACAUAUAACUUGGCACUCCUAAUUCUUAUCUUAUGGUACUUGCAUACUUAUCUCGGUGUUGUGAUCCACCCGUAGGUUUAGUGUAGGUUAAGGACCAGUUAAAGGUAUGAGAAAUAAACGGAAUACUGUGUACGGAACAAAUCAAUACAUCGUUAGUAAAAAUUGAAGACUUUGUAAAAUUUUCCGUUAGUUUCAUUGGUGACAAUAAUAAUGUAGAAACCGCUAUUUAUAAUAAUAUUUAUGAAUCUAUCGGCGAAAUGUUGAUUUUCUUUCAUACCUUUAUUGGUCCUCGGGAAUGGCUUCCGAAUUUGUAACUUAUUACUUGAUCUCAAAGAAUCUAGUCAAAUAUUAUAGUCAGGGUAAAUUAUAUACUUAGAAAUAACAAUAAUUUUGUAUAACUAUGAAGGCGAUCAUGUCGAAAUGUAGCCGAACGAUGCUAAAUCGCUUAAAAGGGUAUAUCGCGUGCUAUGUGCAACUGUAGGAAAUUGUGUGGGGAAUCGUUCAUAGUCAAUAUUUCAAAUGCAUUGGACAGCCUAUUAAUACAAGUUGUAUUUUGUCAUAACUUCAAUCUUCUAAGAAUAUAUCCUUGACAUUGAUAUACAAUAGGUGGACACUACAGGCUGUUCAGUUAACAGACCGAAGACAAUCAACUAAAUUAAUAUACAAUCUUGAACUUUAUCGCCUUUAACACUCGUUCCAUUCUCUACGUUUCCCUGUAUAAAAUAAGUAUUACAAUACAACCGCCCCAAUGUAGUGUUAAUUCAUAUUAUAUCGUAGCACUUUAAUAAAUAUUAUCGUACCUAUGCAAUGGAUGGACGUAGAGGUCGUAGAGUAGUGAAUAGUGACACGUUGUCCGUAUUCGGAUAUUUUAUAGAUGAGUUAUUACUUUUGUAUUAUGUGAUUCAAGAGUGAGCUUACUGCUGUUCAGUUAUGCCAACAUUACCAUGUCUUCAUUCUUUCAUUGAUCUGAAUACACAAUUUAUUUAAUGAGAUGAUACUGUUGGUAUAACUGGGUAUGGUUGUCGAUGAUUAAAAAGCCGGUCCUUUGAUUGUCAUACAUAACCGCGGGUGCAUAUAAGAAGAAAUGUUAGUACAUAGCAGAUUUAUUCCGAUCAUCUAAAGAACACCUUUCCACUAUAAAUAAAUGCUACAAACUUGUUAUAAUAAGUAGCAAUUCUAAAGAGUAGUCACACAUUUUUACCUGUGUGCGUAGAGAUGUGUAAAAUACCAUAGAAUUGAAACGACUUGACGUCAUUGUGGUGAUUGCGCUACGGUCAAGUUGUCGUGGUUAUACUUACAUGCGCUCACGAUUGACGCAUUUCAGAACUAUUACGUCGAUAUAUUGAUUGUGGUCUCGUUUACAUGUUACUUCAUGACGAUUGAUUGAUAAGCUGAUUCGAUACACGUUGCAUAAGUGCAAGCCUGACCUAAUGACGAAAGCAAUAGUGACGUACUUAAAUGCAUAUUUCAUAUACCUCUUCGAUAUUUGAAACGAUGGCUAAUUGAGUUAUUGUUUAUUAUAGAGAUACUCUUUUAUUGUCUCAUCUGAAAUCUAAUUUUUUAAAGUUAAUAUACUAUUUUACAAAUAUCUAGUAGCCUUGCUGUAUUACCUUUAUUGUUAAUUGAAAUAUAAACAAUUGGUACGGUAACGUACAAUGGUAACAUGUAAACAAGACAUUGGUUAUUUAUAACUUGUAAUUGUAGAUUCAGAAAGUAAUUCAUUCAAGUACAUCUACCAAUGACAUUUAUAACAUUGAAAUUAACACAAUAAUAAUUAAUGUUAACUACGGUGUUGAAUGGUUUCUUUUUUAUAGUUACGUGCCUUUACGAAGUUGAAGCGUAAUAUGUACCCUUUGUUAGUUGUUGAUAUUUGUUAGUGUACUCGUUAUUGUUUCAUGUUUAUUAUUCAUAUAGAAAUUUCUCAAUCGUCGAUAGCGUUAAAGCGCCAUCUUAUAUAUUAUAGCCUUAGUGUCUUAUCACGUGUUCCGGUUGCCGGGUAGCCGGCGGCGUAGUGUAUACAAAUUACGCCGGUACGCCGUACGUAUUAAAGCUCUACGCCGUCGGGUACCCUGCAACCGGAACGUGUGAAAAGGCACUUAUAUUCUCUUUAAUCCUACUUCAAUAUAAGUUAUAUGAUACUCAAGUAGUGUAUUCGUACUACCCCAUGACUAUCCCCUAGCGAAAUAUUUUAUGUGUUGUACACCGUCGACGUCAGUGUGGUCGGUAUUAGUUCGUUGUCUUUAUGAUUGUGUGAAUGUAUUUCGUAUCGUCUUAGCUCAAUGUGUCUGUUGUGACUGAUGUUUUGUACCACGCUUAUGUACUGUAGAUACCUAUAUUAUUUUUGUAUCGUCUUCUUUAUUUUAGAUACUCGUAGUUCCGUGAUUUGUAUUCUAAUUACGUAAAUUGAAAUAAUUAAAAAAAAAAUAUUAAAAUAAAAAAUUAAACAAAGUUUUAUAAUUCGAUCUCAAAUUAUUAAUGAUGUUAAACAUUUUGUACAUUGGUUAUUGUUUCUACAGUCUUUAUUGCUCGUUUUAAUUGUAAAAUUUUAAAGACUGAAUUAAAUGGAAGUUGACUAAAAUUCAAUUAUGCAGUCAUGGAUGUUAGUCUAGUCGUUAGUUUAUAGGUAUUACUGAAGAUAAUGUUUAAUUCGAUUCGUAGGGUCGUGUUUAUUGGUGUCUAGAGUUAGGAGGUAACUGAAUACUUGUAUUAGGACUCACGUGGUUACGAGUAGUGCAACCUUGUAUGUGUGUCUUACAUUAACUGCGAGUAGUGAACACGAGAUAACACCUU
This is a messenger RNA of Spodoptera litura, 5922 nucleotides long. Its product is annotated as solute carrier family 35 member F3. The record is from RefSeq and is a predicted model, not a curated record. NCBI's taxonomy places the organism in Eukaryota, Metazoa, Arthropoda, Insecta, Lepidoptera, Noctuidae.